This is a messenger RNA of Echinococcus granulosus, 495 nucleotides long. RefSeq lists its product as hypothetical. Bases 1 to 495 code for a protein of 164 amino acids. The record is from RefSeq and is a predicted model, not a curated record. The transcript is spliced from 4 exons. Lineage: Eukaryota; Metazoa; Platyhelminthes; Cestoda; Cyclophyllidea; Taeniidae.
AUGUUCAUCAUCAUUCCUCCUCAAAAACAUGGCAAUGAAACAAUACUACUUAAUCCAGACUUGACUUCAAUUUUUUCCUAUUAUUUUGUGUCGACUGCGGAUGCGAAGAGGGGUAGUCGUGUUGGAGGGGCUGCGGCGUUAAAAAAGAAAUCCGACUUUGGAGGAAAAAAAAGGGAAAAACCUAAUUCGUUGAGACUAAAAUUAGGGAGUGGAUUAAUGAAAGGUGCUGCGAAGACAGGCCUAAAUAGGAUUACUCGUAAUGGUGAGAUGAAAUGUUCCGUUCAUACUUUGGCCUCGUUUUUGGACAUUUCUUUUACUUUUUUUUCUCCUCCUCAAAAAGGGACGCAAAAGUGGAUUUGGUCCUCUAUCCAGUAUUCGACUUCUAUGUCUGCCAAUUGCUCUGAUCUUGUAUUAAUCGAAAUUUGGCGAUAUCUUCUUACUUUUGUCAGUUUGAAAAUGUUUCUUUUAAAGAAAUUUGUUGCUUGUCAAUCCUAG